Molecule: messenger RNA, 1676 nt
Organism: Abrus precatorius (Indian licorice)
Lineage: Eukaryota; Viridiplantae; Streptophyta; Magnoliopsida; Fabales; Fabaceae
Product: protein JINGUBANG-like
Exons: 1
Coding region: 2-1447 (481 amino acids)
Molecular function (GO): protein binding
Source: RefSeq, a predicted model, not a curated record
AAUGAAAGGUCCAAAUUACUAUCUAUCAAGCCAGAGAGAUCUCUUUCAUAUAAUUUUAAGCACCCAUUGUUCUGAUUUAAUGAUGGAUUUCUAUGGCAAGAGAACUCUCCUGAGCUUGAUGGACACCGAAAAGCCAGAACCCCCACAAUCCCCCAUUCACCUUCGUGUCCAAACCCACAGAGAAAUAAGCGAACAAGAUGUUCAGUUUAGUCCUCCAAGACCUUCAAGUUCCGAUAGCACAAUGUUCCCAAUGAUGCCACCUCCAUGCCCAGACUCUCCAUGGACUCUUUCCCCUCUUCCAACUCCUUCUCCUUCUCUUCUUUAUCAUUGCAUCGCUUCACUCCACCGCCACGAAGGUAACAUCUAUGCCAUUGCAGCUUCAAAGGGUUUAGUCUUCACUGGCUCAAACAGCUGCAGGAUUCGUGUUUGGAAGCAACCAGAUUGCAUGGAUAGAGGGUACCUCAAAGCGAGUUCUGGUGAGGUAAGAGCCAUUUUGGCUUAUAGCAACAUGCUUUUCUCCACGCAUAAGGAUCACAAGAUUAGGAUAUGGACCUUUACUGUUUCGGAUAACUUCAAGUCCAAGAAAGUUGGUACUCUUCCUAGAAAAACCUCCAUUCUAAUGUUCCCUUCUAGAGGAAAGAACACGCCUAAGCACAAAGACUCGGUAUCUUGCAUGGCUUAUUACCACUCAGAAGGGCUCUUAUACACUGGCUCUCAUGACAGAACCGUGAAGGCUUGGCGUGUUUCUGAUAGAAAAUGCGUGGACUCGUUUGUAGCACAUGAAGAUAAUGUGAAUGCCAUCUUGGUGAACCAAGAUGAUGGUUGUCUUUUCACUGGUUCCUCUGAUGGGUCAGUGAAAAUAUGGAGAAGGGUGUACACCGAAGACUCACACACUCUCACAAUGACUCUGAAGUUUCAACCUUCACCCGUUAAUGCUCUAGCAUUGAGUUGCUCCUUUAACCAUUGUUUCCUCUAUUCAGCGUCUUCUGAUGGGAUGAUAAAUUUUUGGGAGAAGGAGAGACUUUGUUAUAGGUUCAACCAUGGAGGGUUCUUGCAGGGUCACCGUUUUGCGAUUCUUUGUUUAGCAACCGUUGGGAACAUGAUAUUCAGUGGAUCAGAGGACACAACUAUAAGGGUUUGGAGAAGAGAAGAAGGAAGUUGCUACCAUGAAUGUUUGACGGUUUUGGAUGGGCAUAGAGGACCAGUGAGGUGUUUAGCUGCAUGCCUUGAGAUGGAGAAAGUUGUGAUGGGGUUUUUGGUGUAUAGUGCUAGUUUGGAUCAAACGUUUAAGGUGUGGAGGAUUAAGGUUUUGCCUGAUGAAAAGAUGUGCUUGGACUACAGUAGCAAUCAGUGUGAGGCAAGAGUGAAGAUUAGAGACUAUGAUAUGAGCCCGGUUUUGUCGCCUUCAUGGGUAGAGAAGAAACUUCAAGGUAGCUACUUUCAGUAGGAAUGUACGUAUAGUUAAUACUACUAAUUAAUCAUUAAUAAGUCCUCCCUGUAUACGAUAAAUGAUCGUAGAAAGGAUAACCCGAAGCAAGCAUCGUGUCUCAUUUUGCUUGUGAUAUCUUUUAGCUGUUCUUUUCUUACACUUAGAUAUAGGAAAAUAUACGGAACUUUUCAUAUCUGCAAGUAUCACUUUACUUUAAAUAGUUUUAUAAUAAAUAAAAACAGUAGAU